Messenger RNA from Microplitis mediator, 5227 nucleotides. RefSeq names its product probable nuclear hormone receptor HR38 (gene Hr38). The coding region runs from base 665 to 3217 and encodes 850 amino acids. Gene Ontology annotation, cellular component: nucleus; transcription regulator complex. Gene Ontology annotation, molecular function: zinc ion binding; nuclear glucocorticoid receptor binding; nuclear receptor activity. The transcript has 8 exons. Gene Ontology annotation, biological process: retinoic acid receptor signaling pathway; regulation of transcription by RNA polymerase II; cellular response to corticotropin-releasing hormone stimulus. The record is from RefSeq and is a predicted model, not a curated record. NCBI's taxonomy places the organism in Eukaryota, Metazoa, Arthropoda, Insecta, Hymenoptera, Braconidae.
GUAUGCGAGUUCCCAGGUCGGAAUUGUGGAACGAGCGUUUGGUGCCGCCUGAGUGUCUGGAGCUCGCAGUCAACGAGAGAGUCUUCAAUGCCAUUUGGAGGGAAUCGGGAACACCAUCAUCGGCGACUGUGGCAGGUCGGUUGUGUGAUCUUAAUACACAAAGACAACGUCUUGUUAUUUUAAUUUUUCACCCUAUACUAUUAUUAUUAUUACGCGUCACAUCCUUUUUUAUACAUCACCACUCUCUGUUACUCGCAAUCAACGAGUCCUUGGGUGUUAGUUGUCCAUCUCACACCAACAAAUCAUACCUAAGCACUCCGAUAUAUAUUAUUACUGCACUAUUGUUGUUGUUGUUAUUGUUAAUAUUACUGUUAGUAUUGUUGUUAUCACCGCAAUCAAAAAUCAUUGCGCAGAAUUACAAAUUCAGAUAAGCUAGUGGUCUUUAAAAUUUUAAAAAUUUUAUCGCCACCAACCUGGAAGAUAUAUAUACUAAUAAUAUCAAUAGGUUUAUGAACAAUGUAUUAUUAUUACUAUGACUAUUAUUAUCAUUGAUAUAAAUACUUACGCGUUACGAUAAAUAAUUGGAUUAUUAAUCACGGGAGCGAUUAAUAAAACAAAAGUAAAGAAAGAAAAAAAAAAAACAAACAUAAGAGAGUGCGUAGAUAUGCGUACUGUUGAAAACGUGAUUGGUACUAAAACGAAUACGGUUGAACCUGCGGUAUCUGGUGGCACGACAAUGCGCGGUAGCAUUGUCGAGGACUGUGUUGUUGUGGAGGAGUGCAGCGUUGCGGCCCACGUUGGAUCCAGGACAAUUGGUGCUGCUGUUUAUCCAGGUAGACCUGGAUUUCCACCACCAGAUAAUAACAAUAAUAAUGAUCAUCACAGAAAUCUCGAGGCCACCGAACAUCUCAAUCAUCAUAAUGAUCAUCACUCAUGGAACAAGUGGCAGCUUCAUACGCCCAGUGGCGAAGACGAUUGUGAAAAAGAAUUUACCGGUCAUCAAUUACCGGUUGAUAUAUCUAGUAGUGAACAAAAUCAACAUCAUCAACGUACAUCAUUAUCAUCAUCCACAGAAUUAAUUUGCACAGAUCGUGGCUCUGUUACCACUGCAAUCACAACGGCUUCCACAACGACCACUGGCACUGCAUUCACAGUUGCAUCAAGUAUGCUUCUGCUACAAACACAGAGCCCAUUUGGCUGCGGCAGUUUUGCUGAUUUACUCAGUGCACCUUACACUGAUCCUACGGAUACAGGAAGUCUUACUGAAGAAUUAGAACCCUUUCCAGAGUUACAGUUAGGCAAUUCUCAGUCUGUAACAGCAACACAAGACGAUAUCACCCAAUCAAAUCUACAUCAUCAAAUGCAAUCUCGAUCACUACCUGGAGAUCUACAAACAGAUUCAUUGAGCCCAACUCCACUACCCAGUUUCCAAGAGACGUACACCGUUCAUCAGCGCUACACACGCCAAGAACUCCAGAGUCUGGAUAUCAAGAUGGAUGACGAGUGUUUCGAUGCUCUUCAGUAUGCUUGUGCAGACACUCCUUACACUGCUGAAUUCAAUGCUGCUAUUCCCUAUCAUCCUCAACAACAGCAGCAACAGCAUCACCAUCACCAUCAUCAGCAAUCCCAGCAACAUCACCAGCAACAUCAAAUGAUGCAUCACCACCAACAGCAACUCUCUCAUCAUCAUCAUCACCACCAUCGUCAAGACAAUCAUCACCACCAAAAUAUUCCGCCAACGUUGACACCACCUCCAGUAGCAGUGCCAAUUCAAUCAGUAACAGCGAUGGCUAUUUCACCAUCGCCACCAUCACCUUCACAACCAACUCCGCCACCUCCUCCACCACCACCACCUCCACCGGGUUAUUUUUCCGCGAUUACGUCAAAUCACGGUGCCCAAAUGCAGUCAGCUGGUAAUUUACACCAGAGAGACAUGUCUGGUGGGUUUACAAACGUACCUAUACCUGCUUAUGGGCAAGGGAAUCUAAUGAGUGUGUCACCGGUUUCAAUGACGUCCAAUGUCACUGGAUCAAAUGUUCACAUUGGGUCAACACGCUCUCGGGCACCAAUGCUACAGAGGUCAGACUCUACGAGCAGUGGUAGUAAUCAAGAAUCACCAAAAUCAUGUCCAAGCACAUCCAGCAACGUUAAUUCAACUCCGUCACCUAGUGCUAGUAAUGAAAGAGCACCACAGAGUCCAAGUCAACUGUGUGCUGUUUGUGGUGACACUGCUGCUUGUCAGCAUUACGGAGUACGUACUUGUGAAGGUUGUAAAGGAUUUUUCAAGAGGACUGUUCAAAAAGGAUCUAAAUAUGUUUGUUUAGCUGAAAAAUCAUGUCCUGUUGACAAACGACGUCGUAAUCGAUGUCAAUUUUGUCGAUUUCAAAAGUGCCUGAUGGUCGGUAUGGUCAAAGAGGUUGUCAGAACAGAUUCUUUGAAAGGUCGACGAGGUCGACUUCCCUCCAAGCCAAAAUCUCCUCAAGAAUCACCGCCCAGUCCGCCCGUUACACUGAUCACUGCGUUAGUACGAGCGCACGUUGAUACUACUCCUGACGUUGCUAAUUUAGAUUACUCACAGUACCAUGAGCCAGGCGUACCAGCACCUUUGGUAACAGACGCUGAAAAAGUCCAGCAAUUUUAUAAUCUCCUUGCGACGUCCAUUGAUGUUAUUCAUAAUUUUGCCGAAAAAAUUCCUGGAUUUACGGAUCUCUUAAAAGAAGAUCAAGAGUUACUCUUCCAAUCAGCAAGCUUGGAACUUUUUAUUCUUAGGUUGGCUUAUCGCACGAGAGUCAGUGAUAAUACUUUAACAUUUUGCAACGGUGUUGUACUAUCACGAACACAAUGUUACCGAUGUUUCGACGAGUGGCUAUUCAAUAUCCUUAAGUUCUGUCAUGUUCUUCAUAGUGUAGAAAUUGAUGUCAGUGCAUUCGCAUGUCUCUGUGCGCUUACACUCGUUACAGAUCGAUAUGGUUUGAAAGAACCACAGCGAGUAGAAGAUUUACAAAUGAGAAUAGUAUCAUCACUACGUGAUCAUGUUACCUACAAUUCAGAAGCCCAGAGAAAAACUCAGUACCUGUCACAUUUAUUAAGUAAACUCCCCGACUUAAGGAGUCUUGCUGCACAAGGUCUUCAGCGAAUUUUUUACCUCAAGGUGGAAAAUCUUGCACCGAUGCCACCUCUUAUUGAAUCUUUAUUUGUUAAUAGCAUUCCCUAUUAAAAAUACAAAAAAAAACAAAAAAAAAAAAAGAGAAAACAUGACAUACUCAUUAAUUAUAGUUAUCAUUUAUCAUAAACUCGAUUAAUAUUUCAUUAAAAAUAAUCUUUAAACUUUUAAAUUAUAAAUAUUUUCAUAUAAUACACAGUAAAAAAUUAACGGAGUAAAUCCGGAGUCGAUGACCGUUUAUUUAUUUAAUUCUCCCGAAGUGAAAUUUACCCCGAAGGAGAAUUUGUUUUAAUAUUAAAACUUUGAAUCGGAUUGAAUGUGGGUUUAAAUAAAAUCCAGAUCACUCCGAAAUCACUCCGCUAAAAAAAAUCUCCCUAUUUACUCCAUAUGCGGAGUGAUUUUUUUUAAAACUCCGAAACUCCGAGUGACGGAGUGAACUCGGAUUCAAAUAAAAUCCAUAAUCACUCCGACUUCACUCCCAAUUUUUUAUAGUGUAUAAUUUUAUAAAAAAUUUAAACUUUGAAAUAAUUCAAAAAAAGUUCCUAAUCUUUAAAUAAAUUUUUAUUUCAAUAAAAUUAUUUAAAAGUUUUACAAUUAAAAAAUCUUUAUUAUUUUUUUUUAAUGUUUAAAAAUUAAAAUUUAAAGGAUAUUUCAAAGAAAUAUUAAUCUCAAAAAAAUAUAAUUAUAAUAUACAUACAUAUAAAACAAAAAAAAAGAGAAUACACGCCUUACUUUAACAAUAAGCUCCUCUCACGUACCCAAAUUGAUAAUUAUUAUAUUAAUAAAUAAUUAUUAACGUGAGAAGUAUGAGAAUUAUUUAUAUAAACAUAUCAGGAUAUCGAGAUGAUCAGUCGUUACGACAAAUAAUCUAUUUUGCGAUGGAUAUUUUUUUCAUCUUUCUCACGAUUUAAUAUAUUUAAUAAAUCCCUUUAAUGUUUUAUAUUAAAUAUAAAUAUAUAUAUAUAUAUAUAUAAAUAUAUUCACAACGAGGCACGUAUGACAAAUACCACAUGAUAAUCGUUGAGUGAGAUUUUAAAGUAAAAAGAAAAAAUAAAUAAAUUAUCAAUUCAUAAUUAUUGAUAAUAAUAUUAAUUAAUAAAUAAAUAUACAAAUCGACCCUUCGAUCAGUCCUUAUACAUUUAUGUCUAUGUGAUUUUAGUAAUUUAAGACUUAUUAAAAUAAUCAUGGUGUCGUCUUGUUUUAUAAUUUAUCAAAUUUUAUAAAUUGAAAAAAAAAAAAAAAUGUAUAUGUUAGUUGUAAUAAAGACCGUGGUGAUAAAUUUGUAAAAAAAAUAAACAAAAUGAAUAAAAAAAAAAAUCAAGACGGCAUUAGAGUAAAGUUACCCAUUAUUUUAUAAUAUUAAUUUUAAUAAAGAAACUAAUAUAUAAAAAGUCGAGUGAAAAUAAAAAAAGUGAAUUAAUGUCUUUAUACAUAUUUUAUGCUAUUGUUUAUAAUUGUUUAUAUGAUUGUUAUUAUUCAUUUAUGUUAAUUAAUUCAUUAUUAAAUAUAUAUACAUUUUAUGUUAUUUUAAGAUUAAUUAAUCUGCAACAGAUUUAAAUUUGUCAUCAACAAAAAAAUCCUAUAAUCAUUACUGAUAAUUGCAAUUAUUAUGAUUAUUUGUAUUGAUUACUGUAUAAUUAAAUUUAAAAAAAGGAAAAAAAAUGAGAAAAAAAAUGCCUGCGAUGUGUAAUGAACUUAAUUAAUCGUGCCUCUUAGAAAAUUUUCCUAUUGUCUAUUAAUUAUACUUACUAGUGAUUGCUCUACGACAAUUACAAUAAAUAAUUUGUAAUAAUAACUUUAAAAAAAAAAAAAAAAUAUCUUUUAUUACAUUUUCCGCUGUGAUUAAAGUACAAAAGACAGCUUAGAUAUCAAGUUUUAAUUAUAUUUUUAAAAAUCACGUUCUUUAGCUCGUGAUGUUCUAAGCACCCUCUUGUAGAAUUGUUCGUGUAUUGAUUUUAAGUUUUAUUAAUAAAAAAAUAAAAUUAUACAUUGAAAAAAGAAAAUAAAUAAAUAUAUCUAUUAAUUAUAAAUCAAUCAAUGAUAAAUAAAAUAGAUAAAUAAAUA